CUUUGUUUCACUUUUGCAGACAGCCGACCAUAAUGGCAAAAAUCGACACUGGUUCAGGGAAAUUUCUAAAAGAAUGCCAAAGAGUCGUCCCUGCAGCUGACAAUUUCAAAGAUCGGAUAGUCAAGCAGAAUAGACUUUUUCCGAAGAAAUAUUUCUUAGCUUUAUAGAUAAGUAUGAUAAACCUAAAAAUAAUUUGUGUGUAAUACUGAAAUCAAUGACUGAACAUAAUUGAUUACGUUACUUAAUCAGUUGUGUAACUACAACUAUGGCUACUCCAUUGUAUAGUUCAAAACUAUCGGGAUCAAAAUUCAAGAAUUGGAUUAAGGCUGGAUUAGGUGUUUUGUAUACUAAACAAGGUAUAGAACCUUUUGUUUAUGAUGAAAUAGAACAGUUCCAGCAGAAAUGUUUGAGUGACAUUUGCAACAACAAUGGACUUGUUGCUGGUACCACAUGUUCUAGUUGUUGUACAGAAAAUGUCAUUGUUUGUCCUACGAAUAGAAUUUGCAAUGUUGGACGUGGGAAAUGCAAAUUCCAUAGAAAUUCUGCAACGCAAUAUCUCCUAGCUGGCUGCCCUAACAAGAUCUGUCAUAAUUUCAAAAAAGAAAUCCAGAAUGCUCACCGUUUCUGCGGUCCGUCAUAUAAAAACACUGAUGCCAGUCAGUGGUGUAGCAACGCAUGGGAAGUUGCUAAAUGUUUCAUGCCGCCAGACGGAUACAAGGAUGUGACGGAUGCAGCAGAAACUGAUUUCAAUGGAAUCAAUAGUGUAAUUAUCAACUAUAAAGCAUUUCAGGCAAAAGUUCAAGACGACCUUUCCAAGAAAUCCAACAUCUUUGAACAGGGUAGAGAGGUAGGCAAAGCAGUUCGACAUUCCCCACAAUUGGAGGUGGAGGAUACUGAUUUACAACAGUAUUUUACCGACUUACAGAAUCUGCUAUCAGAUCCUGCAUAUUUAUCUGCUAAUAAAGCUGCACAGAAUGCUAAAACGAAAUUACAACAGCUUCAAAACGAUACUUUGAUCAUUGGUAAAGACGAUAUCCGGGACGUGCUGGAUGAUGUUGCCAAGGCAGUUCAAGAUAAAAUCCGGACUGAAAUAGAUGUACACAGAAUAGAAGCUGAAAAGAAAGUGUAG
This is a messenger RNA of Mercenaria mercenaria, 1129 nucleotides long. RefSeq lists its product as uncharacterized. Bases 266 to 1129 code for a protein of 287 amino acids. The record is from RefSeq and is a predicted model, not a curated record. The transcript has 3 exons. Lineage: Eukaryota; Metazoa; Mollusca; Bivalvia; Venerida; Veneridae.